Eutrema salsugineum is the source of this 3069-nucleotide messenger RNA. RefSeq names its product LEAF RUST 10 DISEASE-RESISTANCE LOCUS RECEPTOR-LIKE PROTEIN KINASE-like 1.3. Gene Ontology annotation, biological process: protein phosphorylation. The transcript is spliced from 6 exons. The record is from RefSeq and is a predicted model, not a curated record. Gene Ontology annotation, molecular function: ATP binding; polysaccharide binding; protein serine/threonine kinase activity. Bases 117 to 2870 code for a protein of 917 amino acids. NCBI's taxonomy places the organism in Eukaryota, Viridiplantae, Streptophyta, Magnoliopsida, Brassicales, Brassicaceae.
CUCCUUUUGUCUCCACUUCGAUAUUUAUCUGGUUUACCAUUUUUGUUUAAUCAUUUAUCUACUCUACUCAGCACAAACCAAUCCCAGAAAGAGAAAACUUAAUUCAGACAUCAAUCAUGUUCUCUCCAGUACUCUUCAGAUCCUCAAAACCCAAUUCUUGUCUAAUCUUGCUCUUCUUCUUGUCCAAUUUUCACCAUCUUCCUUGUGCUCUAAGUCAACGAGAUCUUAGGUUAUGUGAUCAUCGGUUUCAGUGUGGGAAUCUCACCGCCGGUUUCCCUUUUUGGGGAGAGUCCCGACCACAACCUUGUGGUCAUCCUUCUUUGGGGCUUCACUGUGACCAAUCCAAGAACAAGACCUUUUUUAUAAUUUCAGGUCAGAUGUACAGUGUCCUCCAAAUAGACAACUCAACUAACACACUUCGACUUGCGAGGCAAGACUUUUUAGGCGAAUCAUUCUGCAAUGCUACAUUCACCGGCACAACGUUGACUCCUGAACUAUUUCAGCUUUCGCCAGAUUACAAGACCCUCUUUGUUCACUAUCUCUGCAACGAACGUCUUCACAAUCCUUCGAAUUUCAAAUGUGCAAAGAUUGGUAUCGCCUCGGUACAUCAGGACAAUAACUAUUAUGAAAACUGUGGUGCGAGUUUCAACAUUACUGUUCCCACAAACUAUGCUCCAGAGGAGGAAGCUUUGAAUAUGACCCGUUUGGGAAGUGUUCUUAGAGAAGGAUUCGUGGUGAAGCUGAAGUAUGAUGAGAGACCGUGUCAAGAAUGUCAAUCUAGUGGUGGAAUCUGUGGCUACAAUGUUUCCACUCCGAUUUGCUGCAAGACAAAUUCAUCAGGAUCAGUAAUCGCCUGCAGUCAAAUGAUUCCAUCUAAAUCUAAUGUUGAUGAGCGUCACAUACACUGCGCUUUUCCGUUUACCUGCGGAAAUGAGAUACAUCUCUCUUAUCCCUUUUGGACAUCUGACAGAGAAGAGUGCGGUCACCCAGAUUUCAAGGUCAACUGCAGCAACGGUUUUGCAGAGCUUACCAUCUCCUCGGUUAAGUUCAGAAUCCUCCAGAUGAACUAUGAUGAUAACAUCAUAACACUCGCAAGAAUGGAUUAUCUCAACAAUCUUUGUCCCCAAGACCCUGAGAGCCCAACGAUCAACCACGAUGUCCUUCCAUUUUCUAACGACACUGUGCUGUCAAAUUUUUAUUACAAAUGCCCUUAUCGAAGAGUAGAUUUUAAGCCCAACGAUUACAUUAGACGGCUUAACUGUGAGGAUGAUAAUGCUGGGGAAAGUUACUUUGUCCCGUUCCCUUCACACUCUUGGGAUACAUCUAUCUUCAACGAGUUGAGCGCACUGUGUGAAAGAAAUAUCAGUAUACCAGUCUCUGGAUCUGCCUUGAAGAUAUUAGAGAGAAAUCAGAGUCUGGAGGCUGUAAAGAAGGCUCUUGAUAAGGGUUUCGGGCUUAAAUUCAACACUGAUUGCGUAGAAUGCGGAAGAUCAGAGGGUGCUUGUGGAUAUAGUCAGAGAUCAAAAGAAUUCGUCUGCUAUUGUAAAAAUGGGCCUCAUAAGCAUACUUGUCGAAAGAAGGAACUCUCCAAAAAAGCAAAAUUAGGCAUCGGAUUCGCUUGUGGAUUCGCGGGUGCCACUCUUUUAGUAGGAGGAUUGUUCUGUUUCAUCAACCGGAGAAGGAAGAAACAAGCAGCUCAAUACACAAGCAAAGGCCUAUCAACAUCAACGCCUUACUCAAGUAAUUAUACAAUGACAACCACUCCAACUUCCACAACAAUCUCCGGAAGCAACCACUCCCUUCGGCCAUCGAUCUCUAACCUUGCAAACGGAAGCGACUACUUUGGUGUUCAAGUCUUCAGCUACGAAGAGCUAGAGGAAGCCACUGAGAAUUUCUCUAGAGAGCUUGGAGAUGGAGGCUUCGGUACUGUCUACUACGGCAUACUAAAAGACGGACGAGCAGUAGCUGUGAAACGACUCUUCGAGAGGUCACUGAAACGCGUGGAGCAAUUCAAGAACGAGAUCGAGAUCUUGAAGUCGUUAAAACACCCGAACCUGGUGAUUCUAUACGGAUGCACAACGAGACAUAGCAGAGAGCUGCUCCUAGUCUACGAGUACAUCUCUAAUGGCACACUCGCUGAUCAUCUCCAUGGAGACCAAGCAGAGUCUCGACCUAUUUGCUGGCCUGCAAGACUCAACAUCGCCAUUCAAACCGCUAGUGCAUUGUCUUUCCUCCAUGCCAAAGGGAUCAUACACAGAGAUGUUAAGACUACGAACAUUCUUCUAGAUAGCAAUUACCAAGUGAAAGUGGCUGAUUUCGGUCUCUCGCGGUUGUUUCCGAUGGACCAAACUCAUAUCUCCACCGCGCCGCAAGGAACUCCGGGAUAUGUUGACCCUGAGUAUUACCAAUGUUACCGUCUCAACGAGAAGAGCGACGUUUACAGCUUCGGAGUCGUACUCUCCGAGCUAAUCUCGUCCAAAGAAGCCGUAGAUAUCACCAGGCACCGCCACGAUAUCAACCUCGCGAACAUGGCGAUCUCGAGAAUCCAGAACGACGCCGUUCACGAGCUCGCGGAUCUGUCGCUCGGAUUCGCGAGGGAUCCUUCCGUGAAGAGGAUGAUGAUGUCGGUUGCUGAAUUGGCGUUCCGGUGUUUGCAGCAGGAGAGGGAGGUCAGGCCGUCGAUGGACGAGAUCGUCGAGGUUUUGAAAGGGAUUCAGAAGGAAGAGAUACGAGAUUUAUCGGAGGUGGUGGAGAUUGAUGUGAGCGGCGGAGAUGAUGUUAGAUUGCUAAAUCACGGCGUUCCUCCGCCGUUAUCGCCGGUGACUGAGAAAGAGACGAGUAGUUCGAAUACGACGGCGAGUUCGUUCUAACUUCUGAGAGUGAAGUAGGAGAGACUCUGCACCUAAACGAAGGUUCGGUGUCAGUAUAUAAAAACCAUUGUGAAUUUCACCUUUUGACUCUUUCUUAAUUUGUUUACGUUGUUUUUUUUUUCUCCCUCGUAAUGUUUGCGUUUUGCAUAAAUGGACAAUUACUAUUACUAAAUUAUUAUGUGGCACGCCUAAUAUGUAA